Molecule: messenger RNA, 1644 nt
Organism: Fonsecaea erecta
Lineage: Eukaryota; Fungi; Ascomycota; Eurotiomycetes; Chaetothyriales; Herpotrichiellaceae
Exons: 1
Coding region: 1-1644 (547 amino acids)
Molecular function (GO): heme binding; oxidoreductase activity, acting on paired donors, with incorporation or reduction of molecular oxygen; iron ion binding
Source: RefSeq, a predicted model, not a curated record
AUGCCGUUUCAGGUCCCAGAAUUCCUAGGUACCUACCGCUUCUGGAUCACUGCCUCCCUGGGUGGCUCUGUGGCUCUGGUCAGGUUUGCCCCUCAAUAUUCGAUUUUACAGUCCUACACAUGGACCGCCUCUGUAAUCUUUCUCUUCCAGGCGCUCAUCUGGGCAGUCUACGUUAUUUUCAUAUAUCCUUUCUACGUCAGCCCUCUCCGCCACGUCCCGACAGUCACGGGAGGGAGCAGGAUUUCCGGCCACUGGGGCACAAUGCUCAAAGAACCCUCGGGGGUGCCUCAGCGACGCUGGGCGAAAGAAAUUCCCAACGACGGCUUAAUCCGCUAUUUGCACCUUUACAACCGGGAACGGCUCCUGGUCACGAGCCCCAAGGGACUUGCCGAAGUCCUGAACACGAAGAGCUAUGAGUUCAUCAAGCCUGAGCUCCUUCGCAAUGGCGUCGGACGAGUCUUGGGCGUGGGCAUUCUUCUGGCCGAGGGCGACGACCACAAAGCGCAGCGGAAGAACCUGAUGCCGGCGUUCCACUUUCGCCACAUCAAGGAACUCUACCCCAUAUUCUGGUCGAAGUCUCGAGAGAUGGUGCACGCUAUCCAGAAGGAGCUCAAAUCCUCGUCCUCGCCACGGCCUGUCGUUGAAGUCAGCGAAUGGGGCAGUCGCGCAACGUUAGAUAUCAUCGGUGUCGCCGGCAUGGGUCAAGACUUCAACUCUCUGCAAGACCCGACGAACGAACUGAACCGUGUCUACCGAGCAGUCUUCCAGCCGGACCGGACCGCCCAGAUCAUCGGUCUCUUGUCCUUCUUCCUUCCCGCGUGGUUUCUCAACAACCUCCCCAUUGACCGGAACAGCAAAGUGCAGGCCGCGGCGAAUGUCGCCAAGGACACCUGCCGGCAGCUGAUCGUGCAGAAGAAGCAGCGCAUGGCCAACAAGGAGCCCAUGCAGCCCGACAUCAUCUCCGUGGCGCUCGAGUCCGGCGGAUUCAACGACGAAGACCUAGUCAACAACAUGAUGACCUUCCUCGCGGCAGGCCACGAGACCACGGCGUCGGCGUUCACUUGGGCGAUCUACCAACUCUGCCAGCGACGGGACAUCCAGGCACGCCUGCGCGACGAGAUCCGCGCGCACAUCGCCAACCUUGACACCGCGACCCCGAUCACCGCCGAAGUGAUCGACGGCAUGCCGUACCUCCACGCCGUGUGCCAGGAGGUGCUCCGGCUGUGGGCGCCCGUGCCGCUCACGCUGCGCGACGCGGCCUGCGACACGUCGAUCCUGGGCCACUUCGUGCCCAAGGGCACCAAGGUGAUCCUGGCGCCGUGGGCGAUCAACCACAACACCGCGCUCUGGGGGGACGACGCCUCCGAGUUCAACCCGGACCGCUGGACCGCGCCGGGCCAGGCCAACGCCGGCGGCGCCGUGAGCAACUACGCCUUCCUGACCUUCCUGCACGGCCCGCGCAGCUGCAUCGGCGCCAAGUUCGCUGUCGCCGAGUUCGCCUGCCUGCUCGCCGCCUUCGUCGGCAGCUGGGAGUUCGAGAUGGUCGACCCGGACAAGCCGAUCGAGGUCAAGGGCGGGGUCACGGCCCGCCCCAAGGGUGGUGUCGAGGUCUACUUGAAGCCCGUGGAGGGGUGGGCGAACUGA